ACACAGCUGGAUCGCUACCGACCGAAUCCCCCUCUCUCUCGCGCGCGCGCUUAGUAGUCAGACGUGUUUGUCUCGAGUUCUGCUACUCAGUUUAGCCGUUUGCCUACAACGACACCACGGCAGCAUGCGAACGCUACUGGACAGCAGCUGGAUAAAGUUUGGGCCAGCCGGCAGAGGGUCCAUCGAUUGGGUGACUGGGUCACCUUCUCCCCCCACGGUAGAGAGACAGUUACAGGGCUACAACUGGAAUGAGCUGAACCUCGACAAGGAGGGGAGGUCAGAGCUGCUCCUCUAUGUGGUCCUCCCCGUCGCCUCCCUCCUCAUUCUGGGCCUCCUGGUACUCCUGGCCUACUGGAGGUGCUCCCCUCCCAAGCUCAGCCUGGCCCAAAUCAUCGCCCUGGACCUCCAGGACGCCGAGAGCAGCGCUGAGUUCCUCUCCUCGCUCACCGGCCACGGCGAACGCCACACCAGCACCAGCUCUGACAUGUCGGACAGUGUGUUCGUCAUGGUCUACCUGCCGCCGCCCUACGAGGAGACGCUGACCAAGAUCACACGCGCCGCCAGUCUGACCAGUCGGAAAGAGUCCAUGAAGAUAGAGGACCUGGAGGCCUGGCUGUGUCCGGAGAUCAAGUCCAGUGGACGCUACGUGUGACUGGGGAACACUGGGACUGUCUCUCAAAUGGCACCCAAUUCCCUAUAUAGCCCACAUAGGGCUCUGGUUAAAAGUAGUGCACUUUGUAGGGAGUAAGGUAUAACUAGCAAGCUCUUUAGAAUAAGGGGUUUUCAAUGGAUUAAGAAAAACAUCAGACCUGAGUUAAUCUUUUGUGGGUACCAGCUUUCUACACAGAGGAGUGUGCAAUUGCAUGAAAGCUGGAAGCUGGAAAUUGCAUUGACUGGCUGUCUAUUACAUCUAGAUUCUCUACAGAGGACAUACGCUGACUAUGUACAAACCGUAGGUCACAGUAGGCAAAUAAAACUCUUUCAACGAUACAAAAAAGAAUAUACAAUUCAUUUGCGUUGUUUUUAUCUCCUAAAUGAAACCCAUUUUUACUUCCACACUACAACCCUCCUGUACCUGUGUUGUUUUACAGUUUGUUCCUUAUUUGGAGACUUAAGAAUGUCAAUGUGCAAAGUGCAAGAAUGUUAGUCUUAUAUGUAAUACUGUAUGUUAUUUGAAUUUUAUUGUAAUUGUAUUUAUAUGUAAGAAGGUACAAAGACCUAGCCUGGGUACCAUGCCUUUGACAGGAGUGGCAAGGGGUGGAAUGUUAGCUAGACUGGUACCUGGACUUACAAAGACCUGGUCCAGGUUAAUAAUUCCCUUCAUUCCUUGGAAUCACAUCAUGAAUGUACUCCUAAAAACCUCAGACCUGAUAUGUUUUAUAGACUACAUAACAGAUAUGCAGUAUAAUUUACAAGUAAUAUGUUUGUACAAAGUGUUAUAUUGUUUUUAAAUAAAUAAUAAGAAAAGCAUGGUUAUGAUUGACAGAGUUCCAUCAUCAUCACUUAUGCACUGAGGCUGCAAAGUUAUAAUCACAUGCUGCCCCACUAUGGUACAUCUUGGUCAUAUCAUGUAGACUAUGUAGAGGUGAGCUCUCCUUUCCAAACGCAUGCCUUACAUUACAGCUAUGGUCUUGCUGCGUUUCUGAGCAAGAUUGUCAAGAAGUGUUAGAAAUGUCCAGGGGUCCAACUAGAUCUAGCAGCUACAGCAUUUCAUAUUCUACUCUUUGUACCAUUUAUUCUUGUAAAUGAUCAGUUUCAGAUAACUAGACUUCAUGGAAGCG
Molecule: messenger RNA, 1781 nt
Organism: Coregonus clupeaformis (lake whitefish)
Lineage: Eukaryota; Metazoa; Chordata; Actinopteri; Salmoniformes; Salmonidae
Product: small integral membrane protein 28-like
Exons: 2
Coding region: 125-652 (175 amino acids)
Source: RefSeq, a predicted model, not a curated record